UGCAACCCUGUAAUUCUAGCAGUUUUGACAUUUGAACAAUCGUUGACACUUUUGACAGCGAAAAUCUGAUUUCUUUCUUUUUCAAUAUCCGGUUCACGUAAUUGUUGAUCCUAUCAUUAAAAAAUGGCACCAAGAAAGGCUAAAGCUCAAAAGGAAGAAGUUCAAGUUUCGUUGGGCCCUCAAGUUCGCGAUGGCGAAUAUGUUUUCGGUGUUGCACACAUAUAUGCCAGCUUUAACGACACUUUCGUACAUGUUACUGAUUUGUCGGGACGUGAAACAAUUGCUCGCGUCACUGGUGGUAUGAAGGUGAAGGCUGAUCGUGAUGAAGCUUCUCCCUACGCUGCUAUGUUGGCUGCUCAAGAUGUUGCAGAAAAGUGCAAAACUUUGGGAAUCACUGCCCUGCACAUUAAGUUGCGUGCUACCGGUGGCAACAAAACUAAAACUCCCGGACCCGGUGCCCAGUCGGCGUUGCGUGCUCUGGCACGCUCAUCAAUGAAGAUUGGACGUAUCGAAGAUGUUACACCAAUUCCAUCAGAUUCCACUCGCAGGAAGGGUGGUCGUCGUGGUCGCCGUCUGUAGAAAUUUUAUUCUUUGUGUGUAUAUCUUAUUGUUUAUACGGGAAAUUAAAAUUCGUACAGCAUAAAAGUGAAGAAACUAUAAAAUACAGAUUUUUUUUAAUAUAAGUGGUGAAAACUGAAA
This is a messenger RNA of Ceratitis capitata (Mediterranean fruit fly), 699 nucleotides long. RefSeq names its product 40S ribosomal protein S14a. The transcript has 3 exons. NCBI's taxonomy places the organism in Eukaryota, Metazoa, Arthropoda, Insecta, Diptera, Tephritidae. The coding region runs from base 124 to 579 and encodes 151 amino acids. The record is from RefSeq and is a predicted model, not a curated record. Gene Ontology annotation, biological process: ribosomal small subunit assembly; translation; maturation of SSU-rRNA from tricistronic rRNA transcript (SSU-rRNA, 5.8S rRNA, LSU-rRNA). Gene Ontology annotation, molecular function: structural constituent of ribosome; mRNA 5'-UTR binding; small ribosomal subunit rRNA binding. Gene Ontology annotation, cellular component: cytosolic small ribosomal subunit; ribosome.